Molecule: messenger RNA, 912 nt
Organism: Cordyceps fumosorosea ARSEF 2679
Lineage: Eukaryota; Fungi; Ascomycota; Sordariomycetes; Hypocreales; Cordycipitaceae
Exons: 2
Coding region: 1-912 (303 amino acids)
Source: RefSeq, a predicted model, not a curated record
AUGCCUUCACGCACAUCACUCCUCGCCCUCGCCGCCGCCGCCGCGCUGACUCCCCUCGCCGCCGCCGUCGACCUCAACGACCCUCUCGACGGCUGCCCCUCCGCCGUGCGCUCCCUCGCCGCCGGCCAGCCCAUCUUCAACUCGACCGGCGAGGCCCGCCUCCCCGUCACCACCGCCUCCGACCCGUGGUACCUGGCGCUGGGCUUCCGCGACGAGCGCGAGAAGAACGCCAUCUACGGCCUGGAGCUGACCCGCCAGUCGCUCGACGUCAUCGUCAGCGUGCCCGAGACCUUCCCCGGCAGCGCCGCCGGCCGCCAGACCAGCCUGUGCGUGUACCGCCUGCGGCAGCAAAACGCCACCGCCGACGAGCAGGCCUCGUGCGAUGGCGUCCUGAGCGAUGCCUGUGUCAAGGCCCUGGAGAGCGUGCAGGCGCCGGCAGCAGGCGACGGGAGCUGUCCCGUGCCGGACGUGUCCGCGGCCUGCGGCGACGGCGCCGAGAUUGUCGCAUCCACCGCAACGCCCCUCCUCUUCAACGGCACGCUGUGCUCGACCAACGCCACCAUCCCCGACUCCGAGGCCAUCCCGGACGGCUACCGGAGCUACGUCACCUUUGCCUCGGGCCAGCUGCGCGACAGCGACGACAGCCGCGCCUCCUUCGCCGCCUACGCGGAGCACAUCCAGCGGCCGGCGCCGAUCCUGGUCACCGCCAGGCUCGGCGGCAACUCCACGACGGGCGGCGGCGGCGGCGCGCAGUCCAAGCUGCUGUGCCUGGCGCCGAGCAAGGUGACCAAGGGCAGCCGCGGCGCCGUCGUCAACGCCAGCAGCGGCGCCACGGCGGCAGCACUGCUCGGCGCGGCCAAGCCGGUGCUGCUCGUCAGCCUGCUGUCGAGCGUCCUGGCAGUAGCGCUGUAA